Molecule: messenger RNA, 4474 nt
Organism: Parasteatoda tepidariorum (common house spider)
Lineage: Eukaryota; Metazoa; Arthropoda; Arachnida; Araneae; Theridiidae
Source: RefSeq, a predicted model, not a curated record
CUAAUGCAAUCAAAAUAUUAAAAAAAUGAAUUAAAACAAAUUGAAAGUAAAUACUGAGUUGUAAGUCAGAAUUCCGAAUGAGCGAUAAAUCUCAGCCUUAAUGAUUUUCAAUGCCCUAUCAAAACAAAACAAUUCAAAAGUCGACUUUUAAGCGAGAAAAUUGUGAAUACGAUUUGCUAAUAAGAUUGAUUGAUCCUGAUUGGUUGUUUUUUUCAAUUCUAUUUCGAGUUAGCCAGGCCUGUCAAGUAUCAAUUUUCUUAAGUGCGUUGAUUAUGGAUAUACAAUGGCGAAAAAUGAGUUUAUGAAUAUGUGUGCUUUUAGAAGAAACUGGUUUGCCUAUUUCUAAAUCUGAGAAACUUUGAUAGAGUCGAAAGCCAUUAUUUUUGUUGACAUCAGCGCACUAGUCAGAUUAUGGUGCAUUGUGACAUCCAGGUGCGUCAUUUUCCCAUUUUAUUCCUUUUUUGUUGUUUUUGGACUGAAUAUUUACAAAAUGGCGAAAAAUGAGUGACAAUAAAUGUGUUUACUGGACGAAGAAAAUUAUUUGUCUAAUUAUACACUUGAGAAAUUCUGAGUCGAAAAAAUUAGGAAAUCGAUCAUCUUUUAUGUCGACUUCAAUAAAUGAAAUUGAUGAUGAUAGUGCAGCUCUGAAUAAGAAUCAAAUGGCUUAGAAUUGGAAUUGCAAGAAUAUGUGGAAAAAGAUGUGGUUAUAGAAGAGAUUGUUUAUUGUAUCGUAUUACGAUCUACCGAAGCAUUAUGUCUGAAAAACAGUUUGAGAAAGUUGAGCCUGGGGCAGAAGGUUUUAAAGCGGUGAAGCGAAGGGUGGAAAUUGUUGACGAUGAUGAUAUUGCCUUUCUUGGUGCAUAUCCUAAGAAAAUAAAACAGGUGGAAAUUGUGGUAAAUGUUGACGUUGGAAAUGAAAUUUGUUUUAAAGAAAGCAAUGAGAACAAUACAGUCAUUGUCAAUAAUUCCAUUAUUAAGAAAGAAAAUGAAGAUAUCAAUGUUAGUGUACAGAAUAAUACUAUCGAUAAUAUCGGUACUGAAGCUGUUGUACAAAAUUGUGAAAACAAUGUAAGAGAUGGAUACAUUGAGGAUAUUUCUCAUUUAACUAAUGCACAACAGGAACAUGAUGGUGACAUUAUAAACAACUCUGUUAAUAAAAUGGAAGGUGUAGAAAAUCUAAUUUGUUUCAAAGGAGUAAAUGAGGACGAUACUGCUGCUGGGAACAACUUUGUUGUUAAAAAAGAAAUGGAAGACGAUGAUAUUGUCUUUCUUGGUGUAUUUCCUAAAAAAAUAAAACAGGAGGAAGUUGUGUUAAAUUUUGAAGUUGCAAAUGAAAUUGGUUUUAAAGAAAGCAAUGAGAACAAUACAGUCAUGGUGAAUAAUUGCAUUAUUAAAAGAGAGAAUGAAGAUAUCGAAGUUACUGUACAGAAUAAUACUGUCGUUAAUAUCAGUGAUGAAGUUAUUAUACAAAAUUGCGAAAACAAUGUAAGGGAUGGAAACUUUGAUAUUUCUCAUUUAACUAAUACACGACUGGAACAUGAUGGUGACAUUAUAAAUGACUCUGUUAAUAAAAUAGAAGGUCUAGAAAAUUUAAUUAGUUAUAAGGAAGCAAAUGAGGAUACUGCUGUUGUGAACAAUUUUGUUGUUAAAAUAGAAAAUAAUGAUGUGGAUGUAAGUACAGUGGGUUAUAUUAGACAAGAAUGUGCUAUAGAAAACAAUGUGGAUAAUGAUAAUCAAAGUGGUGAAGGGAUUUUUGAAAAAGAUGGAGAUAUUGAUAAACAAAUAGAGGUUGAUAUUGUACUAAAAAAAGAAAAAGAUGUGGAUGAAAGUAUUGCGAUUAAUAGAACGGAUAAUAUUCUUAAAAAUUGUGACAGCAACGUAAAAAGUGAUGUAACCUUAUGUGUAGACUCUAUUAGAUUGACUAUUAAGCAAGAAAAGGAUGCUGAUGAUACAUCUAUUAAUUUAGAAGCUGCUAACCUCAAUUUUGAUUGUCCUUCAGUACCCAUAAAAAAAGAAAAUACAAACGAUGUACAGUGUUCUGUUGGACCAUCAUUAGUAACAGAUAAUUCUACUGAAUUAACCUCCAUGAUGGAUCUGAACGAGUCCUUGCAUUCAAAUGAAUCACUAGCUAACGCGAUAUUCUCAUCGGAUUCACGGAAGCAAUUCGAUUUUCAUUGCUUGAGCAAAAAGAGCGAUGAGUUAGAAGUUGCGACUGACGACGAAGAACUGUGCGACACCGCCCCUUCAUCGCCGGUGUCAGAAGAUGAUGGAAUAACUCCCGAAGACCUUGCGGUUAUGAAUUUGAUGCAGACUGAAGCCAAUGCCAGGUUGUUCGAAUCGUCUGUACUCAGGAAUAAUGGUGAGCUUACAAUGAAUAAGCAUUGCGAUUUUUAUGGUUUAAGCCAACUUGAUUUUAAAACAAAAAUAGAAAGCAUUGAUCUCUCUAAUUGCUCCUUGAUAUUGACAGCCAUACGGAAAAGAUUGGAAGAUUUUAAAAUUGAUUCAUCAACAAAUGAUGUAAGCUUUGUAGAAGAUAUAAAGAACAUACUUUUGAUGAGUAAGGGAGAUAAAAUGACUUCAAAAUCACCUACUCUAGAAUCUGAUCAAAAAGGGUCUGAACAGUCUUUAGGUCACCAUAGUCCUAUCUACACAUGUCUUCGCCAAGAACCAAUCGUAUUUGAGACUCCAGAAACGGGAGGAUUUGAUCUGAAUGCCGUGAGAUGUCUAAAAAAUUGGCAAAAUGACGAGAUUAGAAAGUUAAUCUAUCCCAGAAUACAAAAUGGGAUUCCACGGACAACUGAAUCUGAUCUAAGAAAUAACAUGCAAGUAGGGAAUGUAAGAUUGAGAACUUUAGCUUCAGAACGGUUUCCCUCAUCAGCCGGUAACUCAAUUAGAAUCAAUGGUAACAGUUUGCAAAAGAAAAGGAGCUAUCCAGGUAGUAACAUUUUAGAACCUGUAAUAUCGUCUCCGGAAGCGGUUCCAGUUUCGGCUACUUUAGUUUGUCGGAAAAAACCCCUUUCUAACAACGCAGAACCACCCAAAAAGAUUCAGAAGAUCGUUGUAGCAGCUCCGGAAAUUUCAGGUGAUGUUAUCGUUCAUUCGUGUUUAGUAAACGAUCCAUUAAACCCCUCUCGAAUUAGCAGUCUAGAAAAGGAAAGCAUAAUUGCGGAGCCUAGCUCACCCGUAAAAGAUUUGAGGGAAUAUUUAAACAGGAAAAAGAAUGGUCAUUAAAAAAUGUUCAGAGGUUGUUAUUGUUGAAGUUUACCGUUUUGACAAUACCUCAUUGCAUUGAUGUGUGAUAUACUACAGUCAUUAAUGUGUAUAAUUACUGUAUUCUAAUCUGUUUAUAUUCUUACUGUACUGUAUUCUAUUCUAUCUAAUUUCUUCUCUGUAAUCUAAAUACAUUCGUAAUGCUUUUAUUUCCAAUAUGAAUAAGCUUUACACAUUAAUCGAAAAUUAUUCAUUUUGAUAAAUAUUUUAUCUCUUUCCCAUCAUUUAAAAUAAAGCUGAGCUGUUUUUGAAAAAUUAGUGUUAGCUAAAUUCUGCCUUAUUUUAAAUUGUGUAACAAUUGCUCGAUGAGUUAUUUUUAUAAAAUGGUUAGAAAUAAAUAUUUAAACAGGAAAAAGAAUGGUCACUAAAAAUAUGUUCUGAAUUUGUUACUGUUGAAGUUUACUGUUUUUGCAAUAUCUCGUUGUGUUGUUAUGUGACAUACUAUAGUUAUUAAUGUAUAUUAUUACUGUAUUCUAAUCUAUAUAUAUAUUAUUAUUGUACUGUGGUCUAUUCUAUUUAAUUCUUUUCUGUAAUCUAAAUACAUUCGUAAUGUUUUGAUUUUUGAUAUGAAUAAGCUUUACACAUUAAUCGAAAAUUAUUCAUUUUGAUAAAUAUUCCAUUUCUUCCCCACAAUUUAAAAUAAAGCUAAGCUGGUUUUGAAAAAUUAGUGUUAGCUAAAUUAUGCCUUAUUUUAAGUUGUGUAACAAUUGUUUGAUUUAUUAUUUAUAUAAAAUGGUUAGAAAUAAAUAUGACUUAACCGGAUAAAUAUUUAGAAAUAAAUAUUUAAACAGGAAAAAGAAUGGUCAUUAAAAAAAUGUUCUGAAGUUGUUAUUGUUGAAGUUUACCGUUUUGACAAUACCUCAUUGUGUUGUUGUGUGACAUACUAAAGUUAUUAAUGUGUAUUAUUACUAUAUUCUAAUCUGUUUAUAUUAUUACUGUACUAUAUUCUAUUCUAUCUAAUUUCUUCUCUGUAAUCUAAAUACAUUCGUAAUGUUUUUAUUUUCGAUAUGAAUAAGCUUUACACAUUAAUCGAAAAUUAUUUAUUUUGUUAAAUGUUCCAUUUCUUUCCCGUUAUUUCAAAUAAAGCUAAGCUGUUUUAGAAAAAUUAGUGUUAGCUAAAUUACGCCAAUUGUGUAACAAUUGUUCGAUUUGUUAUUAAUAUAAAAUAGUUAGAAAUAAAUAUGACUUAGCCUUUUUUCAUACU